CCCCGGCCCUAUGGAAGACGACGACGACCACCGCCGGAUCAGCCUGCAGGUGGUGGUCAACAGUCUCUACUGCCACGAAGAGCCACUGCUCGUCUCCACACCUCCUCCUCCGCCGCCGCAUGAUGAUGUACUACCACCACCCCAGCCGCCGCCGGCGCCACCGGAGAUCGAUAUCGUCGCCGGAGGAGGAGAUCAGGUUGAGCAGCAAGGACAACAAUUAGCAGUAGCAGCAGCAGAAGAGGCAGUGAGGUACAUGGUGGCGAGGCAGGGAUGCUAUGCGCCCAGCAGAGGGUACCUCCACCAUCUGCUGAUGCCUGCUGGCGGCGGUGUCGCCGGCGCUCGCUCCAGGGGAGUCCAGUACAUCAUCUAUGUAGUUAACAAGUUGGGGCUUGCGGCGUCGACGGCCUUCAACGCGGUCAACUAUAUGGACAGAUUCCUCUCCAUCAACUGCCAUCUGAGGUGGGAUGAGGCGUGGAUGGUUGAGCUGGUGAGCGUUGCCUGCUUGUCCGUCGCAUGCAAGCUGGACGAAGUCAACAUCCCAUCACUCCACCAUCUCCAGAUGGAGGAGGUGCUGGAGCACUCGUUCCGGUCGGGGACGGUCCGGGACAUGGAGCUCACGCUGCUCAAGGCCCUCCAAUGGCGCCUCGCCUGCGUCACGCCCUACUCCUUCCUCCACCUGAUCAUGCCGCCGUCGUCACCAGCCUCCGGUCCGUGCACUCGCCUCCUCCUCCGCUCCCUCGAGGAGCCCUCGCUGCUCCUCCGCUUCGAUCCCUCCACCAUCGCCGCCUCUGCCAUCCGCUGCCUGCAGCUGGGUCGUCUGCACCACCACCACCAGCAGCAGCAGCAGGAUUAUUCCUCCGGCGGCCAUGUCAGCAGCCGCCUGCUGAAGCUGCUUAUGACCCGUCCAUCAGCAGAGUAUUGCCCACCAACGAAGGAUGAUGAUGACGAUGAUGAGUGCUUCAAGAUGAUGCAAGCACUGCUCGACCAGGAAUCCUGCUGCUUGUUGGAUCAUUUGAACAGCAGCCAUUGUCGUAGUCGUCCCUACAUCGUCGGUGAUGAUCAGCAGCUGAUGCAGUACUCCAGCAGCCCAGCAGUCAACAGGUCAGCAUCAGUAGUUACCCGUCGCUGCUUGUUCGAUGAUCGAUCGGCGGCGGAUCAAUCAUCAUGACGACGCACCAAAUUAAAGUAAUGAUCAAAUACACACACGAUCGAGAUGAUCUGCUAAUUCAGGACAUCGACGAUGUAUCUUCGUUCCUCACACAGCAAACGACAACCACAUUACUUAAUUUUAUUUACCGUUCCUUUACUCUAGCUAACUAAUCCCUCAGAUCAAAUCAAAUUAAUUACCUGCACAUUAAUCAAUUAGUUACUGUUACUUGUGUGUAGUACUACAUAACAUACACACUGUACUACUUAGUUAUUUGCAUUCGUUUGUAAUGUCCUUGCAUUGGUGUACACAAUGCGACGGGACCUGAAGCAUGCACGCAUAUUAUUUGUGUUGUGCGUGCUGCACAGUUUCGAUCUUCAUCUUUUUCUUAAUCUUAUUUGUACACGUGGGUGAUUAUUACAUAAUAAUAUAUGUAUUGUGUGAUUUA
This is a messenger RNA of Panicum virgatum (switchgrass), 1595 nucleotides long. Its product is annotated as putative cyclin-D7-1. The transcript is spliced from 4 exons. NCBI's taxonomy places the organism in Eukaryota, Viridiplantae, Streptophyta, Magnoliopsida, Poales, Poaceae. Gene Ontology annotation, molecular function: cyclin-dependent protein serine/threonine kinase regulator activity. The coding region runs from base 11 to 1168 and encodes 385 amino acids. Gene Ontology annotation, biological process: mitotic cell cycle phase transition; regulation of cyclin-dependent protein serine/threonine kinase activity. The record is from RefSeq and is a predicted model, not a curated record. Gene Ontology annotation, cellular component: cyclin-dependent protein kinase holoenzyme complex; nucleus; cytoplasm.